GGUGCGCAAAGACUUCGGGCACUUCCUCGUCUUCAUGUCGCGCACGCGCUCCGACUCCUGGGACUAGCCUGCUGCGGCGGGCGAAGAGGGCGAGGGCAAGAACCCAGGUGCAAGACGAGAGCCGCUCGAGGAAGAAAUCUUUUUGCUUGUGCCGCGGGAUUCGCUCCUGGUCCUCUUCCAUUCCGCUCCAAAGGUAGGCGGCAAUGGUGUUGGGUUCGCCGGUGAAGCGGCUGGCGCGGCGGGUCGUCAAGGGGCGGCUGGAGAAGGCCGGCAUGGCGGGCCUCGCCGCGGUGGCCGUAGCCACCGCCGCGCUGCUGCUGCUCCUCUGCGCCGCCUCGCUCCGCAGCUCGGCCGCCUUCGGCUCUGCGGUGUCGGCGGCGCCCAGGAAGCUCUGGACCGGCGGGGUCUCCAUUGCGGCCGAGGCUUCGGCUGCGGCGGCGGCGGAAACGCGCGGGAAUGUGGCGGCGGGCAACGAGGAGUGCGACCUGUUCGACGGGGAAUGGCUGUGGGACGACGGCUACCCGCUGUAUGAGUCCAGGGACUGCCCCUUUUUGGACGUCGGGUUCCGGUGCUCCGAGAACGGCCGCCCCGACGCGUCCUACACCAAGUGGCGGUGGCAGCCGUCGCGUUGCGAUCUCCCGAGAUUUGAUGCCAAAGUUAUGUUAGAGAAGCUACGAAACAAAAGAGUAGUAUUCGUCGGUGAUUCAAUUGGAAGGAACCAGUGGGAAUCUCUGCUCUGUAUGCUCUCCACUGCUGUUUCUAACAAGAGCUCCAUCUAUGAAAUUAAUGGGAGUCCCAUCACAAAGCACAUGGGUUUCUUGAUUUUCAACUUUAGAGACUACAAUUGCACUGUGGAAUACUACAGAUCUCCUUUUAUAGUCCUUCAAGGUCGUGCACCAGCUGGAGCCCCUGAGUUUAUUAAGUACACAAUUCGGGUGGAUGCCAUGGAUUGGAUGUCUGACCGGGGUAAGUGGAAGGAUGCUGAUGUAUUGAUCUUCAACACUGGGCACUGGUGGAACAAUGAGAAAACAAUCAGGGGAGGUGCCUACUUCCAAGCAGGAGAUGAGGUGAAAAUGGAGAUGAGUGUUGCUGAUGCUUACCAAAUAUCGAUACAGACAUUGUCUGAUUGGCUUCGCAAAGAAGUUAACACAAGCAAGACCCAUGUCAUCUACCGUACAUAUGCUCCUGUGCAUUUCAGAGGUGGUGACUGGAAAACUGGAGGGAGCUGUCACUUGGAAACCCUUCCGGAUGUGACCCCACUCAAGUCGCUGGAAGAAUGGUCUGACCUGCUUAAACCCGUGAAUGAUGUUCUAGGGAACAAUCUCAGGCCCAAGCUUCAUGGGUUAGACAUGCUGAACGUGACGCAGAUGACAACUCAGCGAAAAGACGGCCACCUUUCGGUGUACCUAAGCCGUUCAGGACCUGUCCCCCGCUACAAACAGGAUUGCAGCCACUGGUGCCUGCCUGGAGUCCCUGAUACCUGGAAUGAGCUUCUCUACGCCCUCGUCGUGAAGAGACAUACGAUGAUGGAUCAGAAUGUUUCCCUUGCUGGCACUGAAACACUGAACACUGGUAGAUGAAGUACAAGGGAUGAGCUACUUAGUGCUCUCUUUCUGAAGACUGGAGAUGGAGGUAAAUCGAGCACCUGAUCAUGACAAAUCAAGCUUGGUAGUCAUCCUUGGCGACGACACUGCUGACCACAUAUGAAACAUGAUGCCAGAAUGGUGAAACAUACUUUUGGAUCAUGGGAUUGGUUUGCAGGAAGCUGCACCACCCUGCUGUAUUUGCAUAUGCUGAGGUUAGUGAAUAGCUGAGUAGAGGUAUAAAGAUAGUUUAGCAUUGUAUGGUGAAGGAAAUUUAUAUGUUUCAUGGAGAGGUUAUUAGUGUUAGCAGUGGAGAACAUAGCUAGGGCCUGGGCCUGCAGUAAAUGAUGUAAAUACAGUAUAUAGCAGCGGCGUAACUGAGAAUGGUUUCAGUUGAAGACUUGAAGCUCUACCACAGUUGGCUCUACCCGAUUCUCUUUUUUAGAUGGGCUCGACAUGUUUGGAGACCAGUUUUUUUGUAUGCAGCUUCUGGUGCUGAGCAGUGUUACUUGAACACCUUUGUUAUUUUUUUUUUGCCGAUUUGGGACACCUUAAAUCUGAGU
Molecule: messenger RNA, 2146 nt
Organism: Phragmites australis (common reed)
Lineage: Eukaryota; Viridiplantae; Streptophyta; Magnoliopsida; Poales; Poaceae
Product: protein trichome birefringence-like 10
Exons: 4
Coding region: 204-1580 (458 amino acids)
Cellular component (GO): Golgi apparatus
Molecular function (GO): O-acetyltransferase activity
Source: RefSeq, a predicted model, not a curated record